This is a messenger RNA of Cyanistes caeruleus (blue tit), 5200 nucleotides long. Lineage: Eukaryota; Metazoa; Chordata; Aves; Passeriformes; Paridae. The record is from RefSeq and is a predicted model, not a curated record.
UGCGGGCCAGGGCCCGGCGGCGCUGCUGGGGUUGCGGUGAUGGCCCAGAUUCGGGCCGCGGGGCGCCUCUGCUGCCGGGAGGUGACGGCCCAGGGACACAGCCCUGACGGCCUGUCUGACUCUCUCACCAGGUGGUGGGACAGGCUUCGUGGGCAGAGCCCUGACCCAGCUACUGCGGAGCCGAGGGCACCAAGUGACCCAUGUGUCGCGACGAGGGGGCAAGGAUCGGAUCAGCUGGAGCUGUCCCGCUCUGGGCUGCCCCCGUGUGAUGCUGUGGUCAACUUGGCUGGUGAAAAUGUCCUCAACCCUUUCCGCAGAUGGGGUGAUGCCUUCUGCAGGGAGGUCACCAGCAGCCGGGUGGAGACCACGAAGACCUUGGCCAAAGCCAUUGCUGCUGCUGAACAACCCCCCCGUGCCUGGGUCCUCGUCACUGGCGUAGGUUAUUACCGCCCCAGCCCCACAGCUGAGUACACUGAAGACAGUCCAGGAGGGGAUUUUGACUUCUUCUCACGCCUGGUGAGCUCGUGGGAGGCUGCAGCUCUCAUCCCUGGGAGCCCAACUCGUGGUGUUGUGGUGAGAUCAGGUGUAGUGCUGGGUCGAGAUGGUGGUGCAAUCUCUCAGAUGCUCUUGCCUUUCCGUCUGGGACUUGGAGGCCCUAUGGGCUCUGGACUCCAGCCCUUCCCAUGGAUCCACAUUCAGGACCUGUCUGGGAUUUUGUGUCAUGCCCUGGAGACAGAGUCUGUGCAAGGCAUCCUCAAUGGUGUUGCCCCAUCCUCCCCUGGCACCUCCAAUGGCUCCUUUGCUCAGGAGCUGGCGGCAGCCCUGGGGCGCCCGGCCCUGUUGCCGGUGCCUGCCUGGGCUGUGCGGGCUGUCUUUGGGGCAGAGCGGGCGGUCAUGCUGCUGGAGGGACAGAGAGUGCUCCCCAAACGCACUCUGGAGAGCGGCUACCACUUCAUCUUCCCCGAGCUGCCUGCAGCUCUGAAGGACAUUGUGGCUUAAGGCCUCCCCAGUUGGGCUGGGCCCUGUUUGUGUGAGCUCCCAUGCCUUCCCAUGAAAGAGGGGAGCCCUGCCCCUUGAUGCUUCCCCAUCUCCCUACAGAAAGGGUGAGAAAAGGAUCCCCUUUUCCCCUGUAUCUCCUUGUGUGCAUCCCCAGUUUAGGAGUCAUCCCUCUUACUGCCACCUGAAUCUCAACAUCACCUGCAUUUGGGGAAAGGAAGGCACGAGCCCCUCAAAGGAUUGUGACAGGGAUUUUCCAUUUUCCCUUUUGCAUGGUGUUUGUGUGUGCGCUGCUGGCAGUGGCAGCAGGAAACAGGUCCUAAUGCUGUUGUGAUUCUUCCAUGGUACUGGAAGUCACCCUUCCUGUUUUUCCUCAUGAUGACACAGGCAAAGCAGAAGAGCAUAAGUCUCUUUCUAGGUCUUGGUGGUUGUGGGAGAAGAUCCAUCUUAGGGUGCUGAAUACAGAUUGCUUGGAGACUCUGCCCUCUCUUGUGUCUGGUACCAGGCUGAUGUGUCAGUACCUUCAGCUGAAUCUAGUCCAAAGAGUUACACCCUUCCAGGGUUCCAUGCCCCUUGUGCUGUGGCAGGGAUGAGGGAGAACACUGCUUUGCCAGCCUGUAGGGAAAAGGGUGACAGUCAGACUGUGCCCCCUUUUGCCUUGGCUACAUGCCCAUUACAUCUAAGCUUGUGCUGAGGAGAGCUGGGUGGUUCAUCAUUGUGUGAGGCAGUGCAAGUCACAGCUUUAGUCUAAAGGAAGAUUUCAGCUAUUGCCUUCAUUGUGCUUACCUCAAAUCAGGGUGGUUUUCUUUUAUUGAUCCCAUGAGGUGGUGCUUGUGUUCAGGGUGUUCCCCCUGACUACACACAGAAUAUCCAAGCUGCCUGGUCUGCCCUGGGGGGCAGUACCUCUACCCUUGUAAAGCAGAUUGCGAUUUCAUCAUCUCACAGUGGCAGGAAAUGUAUCCACAUGCUUCCCUUCCACAGCCUAAAGUGGGUUGCAGGUUGUGAAGUCCACAGAGCAGCAAAGUUUAUUAUAGCAGUACUUCUGGAGAGACAUUCCUACUGUGAUGUAAGUUAGGGCUAGAAAAGUCUAUUAAAAGGCACUUCAGGCAGAUAAAGACCUACUGUUUACCAUCCAGAGCAGCAGCAGUCCAUGUAUUUUUGGUUUAUGCCAUGCUAUAGUCAGAGCAGCUGAAGGAUCAGUCUUGGUGAAGUUUAGAUGUCCCACUCUCCUGACUCUUUGCCCGUACAUACUGGAGACAGAAUGGCAAUGUGCUGGCUUUCCAGGCAGGAAAAAUAGAGUGGGACUGCAGAUGGAACUGGACAAAGUCCUUGCAGUUAGUGUAAGCACAGCCAGGUGAGGUGGGGCUUUGGGAGUAGUCAUGAAAGCAACAUGGUUUGAGACACAUGUGGGUUUCUUGGACUGUGUCUUUGCUGCCUGUAAGUUAGGUACAGCUUCCUUCCUCUUCCCAAGAGCUUCAGUUUUCUGUGAGAGUAGACUGACAUACUCUGAGAUACAGACCCAGUUCCUUGUGGGCCAAUACCAUGGGGACAGUCAGCAGUGCUGCUUUAGUUACUUCAGCUGAGUAUUUAGAGCUUCAGAGCUUCCCCAGAUGUUGUGGUCUGCAGCAUCCUUCUGUCAGGCAGGCAGGCUAGCCAGCCCAGUUAGGUUGUUGCUGUACCUGUAUAAACCUUGAUGGGUUUACACAAUGAGUUGUGAUUGUAAAUGAGAACAAGUAUUUUUGGAGAACUGCCAUCUUCAGCUCUUCUGAAAGAGGUGUUUGUAUCCCACAGAGGACUGACACUAAGCAGAGCUCCCAGGCCUUGGACUCAUUGUCUGGAUGUAUAACUCAGGACAUUUGAAAAGUUGCCUCUGUAUGAUGUUUGGCUUAAAUAUAUGACAGGUUUAAAUGAGCCUGUGUCAUCUGAAUCUGUGUAUGGGAUCUGGAAGCACUGUCUUCUGAGUGCAGUUAAGACUAAAUUCACACAUGCCUCAUGCCCCUUUCUUUGCAGUAGAGCCAGAAAAGGUGCAUGUUUGGGUGACAGCAGGCUGAAAUCUCAAUAGAAUAUAUCUAGUUUUGGUGUCCUGGCCCCCAGGCUGCAAGGCUGUGUGAUCCUGGGUACAGGUGUUGUUAUCCCAGGGCUGGCAUUGCAGUGCUCAGGGCUAGCAGAGUGUUUGCAGGCAUACCUGAGCCAAUGCUGUGCCCCUCUGCAUCGGGGCAGGUGUCUCUGUUCCUUUAGAGGUGAAUGCUUUUGUUAAGCCAUGUGAAAAGCAGCAGCUGUGGCCCAGGACCCUCCUGUGUGGCCACUGACAUCCCAGCCUGGGGGUCUUGUAGCCAGUGUUUCUGUCCAAGCUGAGGACACAGCUGUUCCUUCCUGUUUGCAGGGUAAGGCAGCCCUGAUGCUGAGCUGUGUCACACUCAGACACGUGGACAGUGACACACAGAUGAUACUGGCAUGGCUGUUAGCACCCACACACGGGACACAGGUGACACACAGGCACGUGCCUGAUGGAGCUGGCAGACUCACGUGACACCCUCAGGGUUCACAAGGACGUGCACACUUGGGAAUCCUUUGAGCACUUAAGUAUGACCCCUCUGUCCACCCAGCACUCUAGCAUGGACCACAGCAUCCUGACCCAUCCCACAGGUCCCCUCCUUGCCAGCUGCUCCAGCUUGACACCAAAGUCAGCACUCAAGUGCUUAUCCCAAAGGCACACCACACUUGCAGGUAUCUCCAGGUACCAACACGGAUCCCUUGCCCUCCUGAUAACCCUGCCCAUACCUGGAGUCCCCCUACUUGGAAUUGCUGCUGCUGGAUAAACGUGUACACCUGGUUUGUGGGAUAUACAGUUGCUUCCUCCAGAAUCAGCACAUCUGCUGUCCUUCAGCUGGCAUGGAGCCCCUGACUCUCCUUGCUCACGCUUGCUCCCCCAGCGGCUGCUCUUGUGGGCACAAAGUAUUCCUGCCUCAGUGGUUGUAGGGCGAGUUCCCACUGGCUCCAAGAGCUGCUACCACAGGCUGGGUCUCUGCUCACCCUCUCUCCCUGUCUGAUUUGAGGAGUUGGCCCCAGUAUGCCAGCUGCCUACCACCUGGCACUUGGUCCUUGCAGACCACAGAGGGACCCUGGGAGGUUGCACAGAGUGUUACAGAAAGGUUAAAUAAGCCAGGACUGUGGUGGUCAAGUGUAGAGCUUAGCCAGACCAGCACUGACUGCUCUCACAGGUUUGCACCCAACCAGGCUCUUGUAACCCUUUUCUGUCUAACCUCUCCUGGCUGCUCCCUGUCCCAGCAUAGUUCCUCAGCAGCUGCCAUCCCACUGUCUUCAUCCAACAUCCUGGACACUGAGUUUUGCAUCCUUAUCAGUUGCAAAGUCCUAGGCUGCCUACAGCUUCUUGAGAGCUCAUCAGCUGGUGUGAGUGAUGCCAUUUGUUUCUGGUUACUUGCCUAGUUAAUGCUAAUUGGUCAGGAUUUAUGAUGUGUCUCCCAUACUUCCCUACUGUAAAAAUAAAUGUUCUCAGCCUCACACAGCCUUACCCAUUUUUGUGACUGAUCAGAUUUGUUCUCAUCACAGCCUCCCCCAUCAUGCCUGGUUCAUCUCUAUGUCUUAUGGCUCCUUUGAUCAGAUAUCCCCAAAUGAGCUGACAUGCUCCUUUUACAUCCCUGGACACUGCCCUGCUGUGGGAUUCUGACAGGGGCUGCACUCUUCACUCCCCUGGGGCCUGAAUGGGCCCCCUCAUGGGCUCUACUCCCAGGGGCAAUGACCCCUCUGGGCACUGAAGGGGCUGUGUGUGCCAGCAAGGGCUGCAGUCACUGUCCCACAUCAGAGGCAAUGGGCAGGAACACACUGAGGCACUUAGGAUCAGUAGUACCUCUGUGUCAGUUUGUACAGGCAGCUCUAGGGUCUGGCUGGGAUAGCCACAUCUCUCCAGGCACCAGGGCAUGUGAUAGCUGUGUCCAGGCUGAUCCUGGAGUUUUGGGCUCAUUCUGGCAGAGAUGAGUGAUCUGCAGUGGUGCCUUGCUUUGGGGUUAGCUCUGGGCUGACUGCUAAGUUGCAACAUAGUAUUAAAGACAGAAAGGCUUAAUUUUGGGUUUUCUGUACCAGUCAUAGUUCUGCACCAUUUGUAUUGUUAGUCUUCUUUACACAUUCUUUCACAAAUUGUAAGCCACUGAUUUCCUAAUUAAAGUUGGUAUUUCCCUUCCUUGUA